GACAGAUUGACCUUCAAGUGCUCAGUAACCUUCAUAAAUGGGCGAAGCUACUGGAUGGUUGCAGUUUGACAAUGUCUCAGACUGAUGCUGUUUUUCCGUCACUUGCUUUUCCUGAAUCUGAAAUCUUAAACAAUAUGAUUUUAGUUGGAGAUGCUCACUUUCUUACUAGGCUUCAUAACUUUGAGAUUUUAUCUUCUGAAUCAGUAAACAUCACCCCAUCCACAUCUAAUUAUUUACAAAACGAAUUCAAAGACUUGUCCCUCAAGUUUGACCAUUUGUAUGCUUCUACACAUAAAAACCUUAAAAUUCUCCAGGAACUCGACUCAGAACUGCAUUCAUUAGACAGAAUCUUGACUGUGGACAAAAGCUUGGAGUCUUUCACUCCACUCAUAGAUAUUAAAAAAGGGACGAAUAUCCGCACUAUAAAGUAUCAAACAGACUUAAUGAUGACUUUAAAAGAAAAAGAUCUAAAUUUUCUUAAUUUGGCUACUGGACAAGAUAAAUUCAUACAUGACGAACUGGUUAAAGAUAUAAAAACAUUACGUACACGCAUAAAAUCAGUAAAAAACACACCUAAAAGAAAGCAAACAAUGUAUUGUCAAGAAUGGUAUGCUCAAAAACUUGGAAGAAUAGUUCUAAAUUCAUCCUGUGUUAUAUUGAGGUUUAAUACUAACGAAAAUCAACUGGCAAAGAGUCUAGUUGAAAAACCUUUACUUCGCGGUCUUUUAAAACAUGGAGAUUUUGGAACUAUUGCACUGACUAAUACCAGAGUUAUUGGCUGUUACAAUGGCAUAAUAAAUUUGUGUGAACGUCUCGCACUAACCCUCACUCCAAGUACUAUCGUAGCAUGCAUCCAGCAACAUCUGCGUGUAGACUUUACCUUGAGAGAGGACAUAAAGCGACUGAGUUCAAUGUAUCCACUCGACUGGGAUCCAGCUGCACGCAAUCUUCAUUUACUAGCAGGUCAAGGGGCUAUGGCGACAGCGACUAUACAUAUAGCUCCGAACGGUUCAAUCAGUCUUGUGAAAAUUAGGAAGUCAUCUAAUCCAGAUAAUCCCAAUCCACAUUUGACAGAACCAUGUAAUUUUGUUCCACCGGUUUCGCGGUCUCUAGACGAGUGGUUGAUGGAAAUUAAUGACUUUUGUAACUCAGUUAUCCCAACAAGCUAACUGAAUAAUUUCAAUCUACUUAUGCAAUUCCAUCUCAAUUGGUAACUGUUUUACACAUAUUUUUCUCACCCAACAGUAUCUAUUUUUUUAACUGUGAGAUUGUUUGUUAUUUUUAAUGUAUAUACCUGGUGCCACAAAUUCAUAAUUGACUUUUCAUGUAAAUAUGCUUUUCUGCACAUGUUUGCAGCCAAACUAUAGUCUCUUGUGUAUGGAUACGGAACAUCCAACGAGGAAUUGAUGUUUACCAUAUACUUUAGUAUGUGUGUCGACUGUAGUUCUGAGGCAGCUAAAAGUUAAUUGCUGAUUCGAAUGACGUUCCAUCCAAUUUAGAUAUCUGGUGUAAUAGUUGUAUGCAAUAACAGAUUUGACUCAGACAAAUUCAUUUUCUUACCGAAAUCCACUUUAUUUUGGACUACUUUGCGUGAUUUCUGAUAGUGAUUGGAUUCUGCGGAAGUUCACUGUGAUGUUAUGAACUUGCUUUAAUUCAUAGGAAAAGGAUCACCAUUUGAUAAGCAGUAAAAAUCUCGCUCCUGUAUAAAAUCUGGAGAUUGGUAACUCUGGGUCAUGAGAACUCGAUGAUAAAUAGUUUUAGACCACAUUGUUACUACUCGUCUUUAAAAUAUUUUUUGGUGGUCAAGCUAUCCAGCUCAAAGAAUAAAACUUCAGUAAAAUCACUCACCUGAGCCACAAAUCUUCAUCUCAACGUCCAUGUAGCUCGGAACACUACAAGUUGUCUCGCUAUUUUUUGUAAGGCAUUAUUGGUUGGCUAGGUUCUUUUAAAUCAUGAAGUCUGAUGAGUCACCCUAAACAUUCUUAGGCUAAAUUCCAGCAAAAUUAGUAAUCACUUUAGUACGCCUGAAAAAUUUUGAAGUUUCAAAUCCUUAC
Molecule: messenger RNA, 2054 nt
Organism: Schistosoma spindalis
Lineage: Eukaryota; Metazoa; Platyhelminthes; Trematoda; Strigeidida; Schistosomatidae
Source: the annotation of a GenBank genome assembly